AUGGGAAAAAGGAUUCAGGAAGUGAAGGAACGAGUCAGGUACAUUACAACAGAUGGAGAGCGACUGAAGCUUUUCCGUGAUUUAGUUCACUCGGACCAGCCAUCAAGCAGUGCAGCGGGGAGAUCAGCGUGGAAGGGAAAUAGUGUCCUGCCAAGCGAUUCACACCUUGUGGCGAUUGAGCCCAAGCUUCAACAUCUCAUCCCCUUAAUAGAUGAUUCAACUGUUCCAGUCAUUGCCCUGGUGGCGAUGGGCGCAGCGGGAAAAACAUUUCUGCUCCAAAAUGCUUUUGAGAGACUCAAACAAAGGUAUGAGCACUCAAUCUGGCUUUCCGUAUCACAGUCAUAUUCUGUUCAUAAAUUACAGUGUGAUCUAGCGUCGCACUUGGGAGAUUUAGAGGCUCGGGUGAAGGAUGUAAGUGACGAGCGAGCGGCGGAGCUCAUUCAUGCCGGUUUACAAGGAACAAAGUCUCUCAUCGUGCUGGAUGACGUCUGGAGGGCAGCCCGAGUAGAUAACAUCAUUACCAGCCUUGGUCUUCCAAUUGGCCAGGGCAGCCAAUGUAAAGUUGUGGUUACAAACCGAAACAGGGGAGUUGCCCAAAAUCUUAGUGCUCUUAUAUAUGAAAUGAAGCUUUUGUCCAAGGAAGACAGUCGGCAGUUGUUCUGUGCGUAUGCCUUCCCUAGUGAUGACUGCAAUCUCCCACCACAAGACCUUCAAGUAGUAGCAGCUGAAGUUCAAAAGCAAUGCGGGAGAUUACCAUUGGCAUUCAAGACAAUAGGAGCGUCACUCUCCGGCUGCACAGAUACAAGCGAGUGGAACUCCAGAUUGUCUUGGCUCAAACAGUCGGAACUGCAUCCUCAGAAAGAGGUAACUAAUCCCGACUACCGCAUCAUAGAGAUUCUUAGAUUGAGUUAUGACUCCUUGCCCGCAGCUCUUAAGCCCUGUUUUUCUUAUAUGUCUUACUUUCCUGAGGAUGGGAGAGUAGAUUGCAACUACCUCAUAAAUCUCUGGAUAGCGGAGGGGUUCAUUCCACAGGUAGAAGACCAGUGGGAAGUUGCUUGGGAUUAUUUACAUCAGUUGGCCAAUCUAUGCUUGUUUGAAGUAUUGGAGGGGGAGUUUACAAACGAAAUAUGCAAGAUCCAUGACUUGCUCCGUGAUUUGGCAAUUGAUAUAUCUAAAGAAAACAGAUGUGCGUUUGAUAUUGAAGAUGACUUCACAUCUGUGAAAAGAAUUUUACUAGCCAAACAAGAGAUAGAUGAUAUGGUCAUCGCCCAGAGCAGGGCUUCAUGUCCCAGAUCUCUUCGCACUCUGUCACUUCUUGUAAAUCCCAUUAAUAAAAUUGAGUAA
Molecule: messenger RNA, 1344 nt
Organism: Cryptomeria japonica (Japanese cedar)
Lineage: Eukaryota; Viridiplantae; Streptophyta; Pinopsida; Cupressales; Cupressaceae
Product: disease resistance RPP13-like protein 4
Exons: 1
Coding region: 1-1344 (447 amino acids)
Biological process (GO): defense response
Molecular function (GO): ADP binding
Source: RefSeq, a predicted model, not a curated record